Messenger RNA from Ixodes scapularis (black-legged tick), 980 nucleotides. It is a transcript of the gene Nup62, whose product is annotated as nuclear pore glycoprotein p62. The transcript has 8 exons. Gene Ontology annotation, molecular function: structural constituent of nuclear pore; phospholipid binding. Gene Ontology annotation, cellular component: nuclear pore central transport channel; nuclear pore. The coding region runs from base 78 to 932 and encodes 284 amino acids. Lineage: Eukaryota; Metazoa; Arthropoda; Arachnida; Ixodida; Ixodidae. Gene Ontology annotation, biological process: protein import into nucleus; RNA export from nucleus. The record is from RefSeq and is a predicted model, not a curated record.
GUCGCUUCCCUGCUUCCCUACUAAGUCUCAUAUUUACGUAUUUACCAUCUUUCAACGCGGGCUCGUAGAGACCAACGAUGGCGGCCCAUGCUCCCACGGUCAAAGGCUUUACGUUUGGAGCAGCACCGGCGCCGAGCACUCUCGGCCCUGCAGCUACCACCGGUACCACUGGGUUCUCGUUUGGGACCACAAGCGCUCCAGCGACAGCGAGCACGUUCACGUUUGGCCAGACCGCACCUGCGACAGCGGUUGCGAGCACAUCGGCGCCUGCAACCAGCGUUCCGUCUCUCUUUGGAACCACGACAGCCGCAGCUUCAUUGACACAGCCAACGACUAGUUCUUCAGCUUCUCCGAUGCACUACCGUCUGCUCGAGGAGAAUGUGAACCAGUGGAAGCUGGAGCUGGAGGAGCACGAGGCGACGUUCGUGAAUCAGGCGACCCAGGUGAACGCCUGGGACCGUCUGCUCCUGGCCAAUGGCGAGAAGAUCGGGGAGCUGAGCGACCUUGUGGACAGGGUCAAGCUGGACCAGCAGCGCCUCGACCAUGAGCUGGACUUCAUCGCCGCCCAGCAGGGCGAGCUGCAGGAGCUGCUCGAACCCCUGGAGCGGGGCAUCCAGGCCACGCCGGGGCUGUCUGUCCAGCAGCAUGCGGACCUGGAGCGCGAACACACGUACCACCUGGCCGAGAACGUCAAUGCCCAGCUGCGGUGCAUGUCGCAGGACAUCAAGGACAUCAUUCAGCAGCUGAAUGCAGCCAAUGCAGCGGUGGCCCAAGACAAACCUCUGAAUCAGGUGUCCAAGGUCCUCAAUGCACACAUGGACGCACUGUCUUGGGUGCAGCAUAACUCGGGACUGCUGCAGAAACAGCUUCAAGAGUUGGAGCGGGCCUGCCAACAGCGGAGAGGAAACGUGGAUCAGCUCGUCCGGCGCUGACUCGUUCGCUCUUUCGAAAUAAACUUUUCUAACUUGUCGUGUUUUUAA